AAUAUUGGCCUCUAUAAUACCUAUGUCUGAUAUCAAUAUUUUAAUAUUUACAUAUUAAUUGGCUAUGUUUUGCUUUCUAUAAAAAGUGUUUCUUAUUAUAAAUUACGAUUUUAUAGCCUUAAACAAUGGUUUUGUGGAUCCCAUGGUCGUUGAAUAAUCAAUAUGGGUGAUCUCAGCGCGUCUGAUAGUACAUGGAAGAAAAUGGUGAUUGCGAAGUCUAAUAACAAAUGGAUGACCACAAUGAAAAACAAAUUCGAGACUUUUCCUCCAGAGACGAACACUAGUAAUUUAUCUUUGGGCGAAGAGUCGUAUGUAUUUGGAGCUGUUAAAGAGGAAAACGAUACCACUAAUGUCGUAACCUAUGGUUCAGAAGAACGAUCUCAGUCAGAAUCUGGACAGGAAAAGGAUCCGCUUCUCAUCGAGUAUAAUGCGACCAAGAGUCGCAGGAGGAGUUCAGUCACAAAACCAGAGACUCCAGAGGAGAGGACUACAAGAUUGGCAAAAAUGUCUGCCUAUGCAGCUAGAAGGUUGGCGAACGAGACACCAGAACAGCGUUCUUUUAGACUUAAGCGAAUGUCAGAAUAUGCGGCAAAACGAUUAGCUCAGGAAACUAGUGACCAAAGGGCUAAGCGAUUAGCUCGUAUGUCAGCAUAUGCUGCUAAACGUCUUGCCAGUGAAUCUCCAGAGCAGCGUCAAGCGAGGCUGACGCGUAUGUCAGCAUAUGCAGCUCGAAGACAAGCAAUUAAAAAAACGGGAUCCACCUCAACUAAAAACGUCCAACCCUCAAAUGAUAUAAGUUCCAACAUUAUAGAUACUCAUUUUAUGCCUGAUUCUUUCAGUUAGCCUAAAAUAAAAACCAGAAAUGUAUAUUAUAGCAAGAUAAAAAUUAUAUUUAGAAAUACAGUGAAAAAGUUAUUAAUAAUGAGUUUUUAAUGAAAGAUCUUAUGAAAAAUUAACAUGAAAGUUAAUUCAUAGAUAUCUUAUUCUACAAUUCUGUCUAUGUCAUCAGAAGCACGAAUAAAAACUUCUCACAGCCGACAAAUCAGUUGUGUGCAGUGGCAAUAAAUUAAUUUUAUGGGAUAAAGAUGAUUUCACUUUAAAAUUCAAUCGGACAUUUCCAAAAUGAGAACUAGGGAAUAGUACUUCUGGUUACAUUUCUCAUUGCCAUUCAAAUAAUAUUAAUUUUUACGUGAACAUGUAUUUAAUAAAAUACAAACAGUGCGGAUUAAAUAUUUUUUUAAUACAGAUAUAUUUACAUAGUAAUAGCUGUAUAAUUAAAUGUAUGCUAAGGACACUACCGAGCUAUGUUUAUUACUCGUAAUAUAAUUUUAUAUUUCAGGAAUGUUUCUAUCAGUCAUAAUAAUUUUAUUAUAUAAUAUGAGAAGAUUUUAACACGUUGUGUCGGAUUAAAUUCGUAAAACUUAAAAGCUUCCUAUUAAAUAAUUAUUAACAUAGGAAUAAAAUUAUAACACAUCAGAUCUCUAUCAACAUUUAUACCAAGCCUAGUGGUUUAGUGUAACAGAUCGUACCUACCCUAUAGAAUUAUUUUUUAAUACAUAAAUAUAAUUUGUUACAAGAAAGAGGAAAAAUUUAAGGUAUAUAUAUGUAUAUAGUAAAAAUUUAAUGUAUUGUGUAAUAAUUUUGAUUUAGUAUGACACAUGAGUGUAUACUAUUAGUUAGUUUACGGGGAAAUUUGUGAUUCUCAUAAACUAUAUUGCGAAUAUAAUUACAUUUCUUAGAACACUA
Molecule: messenger RNA, 1746 nt
Organism: Danaus plexippus (monarch butterfly)
Lineage: Eukaryota; Metazoa; Arthropoda; Insecta; Lepidoptera; Nymphalidae
Gene: Fmbp-1
Exons: 1
Coding region: 163-843 (226 amino acids)
Source: RefSeq, a predicted model, not a curated record